Messenger RNA from Hirsutella rhossiliensis, 1563 nucleotides. Its product is annotated as major facilitator superfamily domain-containing protein. Gene Ontology annotation, biological process: transmembrane transport. Gene Ontology annotation, cellular component: membrane. The transcript has 3 exons. The record is from RefSeq and is a predicted model, not a curated record. Gene Ontology annotation, molecular function: transmembrane transporter activity. NCBI's taxonomy places the organism in Eukaryota, Fungi, Ascomycota, Sordariomycetes, Hypocreales, Ophiocordycipitaceae. Bases 1 to 1563 code for a protein of 520 amino acids.
AUGGGCAUCGAUUCGCCUGUCGACGACCUCGAGGCCACGUCGCCUCGUCGCGACCAUAGCUACACCAGCAGCCUCGACGAUGACGACGCCAUUAUUCCCAAGGGCGCCCUGGAUCCCGUCUACGAGGCCAAGGCCCGCGUCCUGAACCGCGCUAUCCGCGACAUUGGCAUGGGAUGGUAUCAGUGGCAGCUCUUCAUCGUCGUCGGCUUCGGCUGGGCCAGCGACAACCUCUGGCCCAUCGUCACCUCGCUCAUCUUCACCCCCAUCACAAACGAAUUCAGUCCCUCGCGCCCGCCCCUCUUCACCCUGGCCCAGAACAUCGGCCUCCUUGCCGGCGCCGUCUUCUGGGGCUUCGGGUGCGACAUCUUUGGCCGCAAAUGGGGCUUCAACCUCACCCUCGGCCUCACCGCCGUCUGGGGCCUCAUCGCCGCCAGCGCCCCGAGUUUUGCUGCCGCCGGCGUCUUUGCCGCCCUCUGGUCCUUUGGUGUCGGCGGGAACCUCCCCGUCGACUCGGCCGUCUUUCUCGAGUUCCUCCCUCAGUCUCACCAGUUCCUUCUCACCAUCCUGUCCAUCGACUGGGCCCUCGCCCAGGUCAUUGCUAACCUCAUCGCCUGGCCUCUGCUCGGCAACUACACCUGUGCCGAGGGCCAGAAGCCCUGCACCAAAGGAGACAACAUGGGCUGGCGCUAUUUUGUCCUUGCCAUGGGAGGUCUCACCAUGCUCAUGUUCCUCGCCCGCUUCUGCUUCUUCACGAUAUACGAGAGUCCCAAGUAUCUCAUGGGCAAAGGCCGCGACCAAGACGCCGUCCGAGUCGUACACGAGGUCGCCCGCCGCAACGGCACCACCACCAGCCUGACCAUCGAUGACCUGCGCGCCUGCGAGCCCGAGGGCUACCUGGCCCAGACGGACGCUUCCGCUGCCGUCAGGCGGUACCUCGAGAAGCUCGACGCCAAGCACGUCAGGGCCCUGUUCUCUUCCAGGAACCUGGCCUUGAGCACCGGCCUCAUCAUGGCCAUCUGGGCUCUCAUCGGGCUCGGCUAUCCCCUCUACAACGCCUUUUUGCCCUACAUCCAGGCCACCAGGGGCGCCGAGUUCCAAGAUGGGAGCACCUACAUCACCUACCGCAACAGCCUCAUCAUCUCGGUCCUCGGCGUCCCCGGAGCCCUCCUCGGAGGCUUCCUGGUCGAGCUCCCCAAGGUCGGCCGCAAGGGGACAUUGUGCAUCUUUACCAUUCUCACCGGCGUCUUCCUCUACUGCUCCACGACUGCGCUCAACAGCUCGGCGUUGUUGGGAUGGAACUGCGCAUUCAACUUUUGCAGCAACGUCAUGUACGCCGUUCUCUACGGCUAUACACCCGAAAUCUUCCCCACCCCCCAGCGCGGAACUGGGAAUGCGCUCGCCGCCACCUGCAAUCGAGUGUUUGGCAUCAUGGCUCCAAUCAUUGCCAUGUUCGCAAACCUGCAAACGACGGCACCCGUCUACACGAGCGGGGCUCUCUUCAUUCUCGCCGGCUUGCUUGUCUUGCUUCUCCCGUUCGAGUCGAGAGGGAAAGAGGCGUUGUGA